This is a messenger RNA of Anguilla anguilla (European eel), 1976 nucleotides long. It is a transcript of the gene cct6a, whose product is annotated as chaperonin containing TCP1, subunit 6A (zeta 1). The transcript is spliced from 14 exons. Gene Ontology annotation, cellular component: chaperonin-containing T-complex. Gene Ontology annotation, biological process: protein folding. The record is from RefSeq and is a predicted model, not a curated record. Gene Ontology annotation, molecular function: ATP hydrolysis activity; ATP binding; ATP-dependent protein folding chaperone. NCBI's taxonomy places the organism in Eukaryota, Metazoa, Chordata, Actinopteri, Anguilliformes, Anguillidae. The coding region runs from base 119 to 1714 and encodes 531 amino acids.
GGGCCACUGCUCGAGUGUUCUGGAAGCCGGGGACGCACCUUGGUCUUCUGCUGGCGGUGGUGAUUGAGCCGCUGAAUUAUUCCGCUAGAGCUUUGGCUGUCUCCCGAACCGUGUUACCAUGUCCGCCGUUAAAGCCUUGAAUCCGAAAGCAGAGGUAGCGCGGGCUCAGGCAGCGCUGGCCGUUAACAUCAGUGCUGCUCGGGGACUCCAAGACGUGCUGAAGAGCAAUUUGGGACCAAAAGGAACCAUGAAAAUGCUGGUGUCUGGUGCCGGAGACAUAAAGUUGACCAAAGAUGGCAAUGUCCUGUUGCACGAGAUGCAAAUUCAGCACCCCACGGCGUCCCUUAUCGCCAAGGUGGCCACCGCCCAGGAUGACAUCACGGGCGACGGCACCACCUCCAACGUCCUCAUCAUCGGCGAGCUCCUCAAACAGGCAGACCUCUACGUGUCAGAGGGCCUCCACCCCAGGAUCAUUGCGGAAGGGUUCGAGGCGGCGAAGGACAAAGCCCUGGCGGUGCUGGAGGAGGUGAAGGUGACGAAGGAGAUGGACAGGGAGACGCUCAUCAACGUGGCCCGCACCUCCCUCCGGACCAAGGUCCACGUCGAGCUGGCCGAUCUCCUGACAGAGGCGGUGGUGGACGCUGUGCUGGCCAUUCGGAAGCCCGAUGAGCCCAUCGACCUGUUCAUGGUGGAGAUCAUGGAGAUGAAACACAAGGUGGACAGUGACACAGUGCUGAUCAAAGGUCUGGUGUUGGAUCACGGGGCCCGGCACCCGGACAUGAGGAAGAGGGUGGAGGAUGCCUUCAUCCUUACGUGUAACGUGUCUCUGGAAUAUGAGAAAACCGAAGUGAACUCCGGCUUCUUCUACAAGAGCGCGGACGAGCGUGACAAGCUGGUGCGGGCCGAGAGGAAGUUCAUCGAGGAGCGAGUCAAAAAGAUCAUCGAGCUGAAGAACAAAGUGUGCGCCGACAGCUCCAAGGGCUUCGUCGUCAUCAACCAGAAGGGCAUUGACCCUUUCUCCCUGGACGCCCUGGCCAAAGAGGGCAUCGUGGCCCUGCGCCGGGCCAAGAGGAGGAACAUGGAGAGGCUCACGCUGGCCUGCGGUGGCAUCGCCAUGAACUCCGUGGACGACAUGACGCCAGAAUGCCUGGGACACGCCGGCCUCGUCUACGAACACACGCUAGGGGAGGAGAAGUUCACCUUCAUUGAGAAGUGCGGGAACCCGCGCUCCGUCACCCUGCUGGUGAAGGGGCCCAACAAGCACACGCUGACGCAGAUCAAGGACGCCCUGCGGGACGGCCUGCGCGCCGUCAAGAACGCCAUCGAGGACGGCAGCGUGGUGUCCGGCGCGGGGGCCUUCGAGGUGGCGGUGGCCGACGCCCUGCUGAAGCACAAGCCCAACGUGAAGGGCCGUGCCCAGCUGGGAGUACAGGCCUUCGCCGACGCCCUGCUCGUCAUUCCCAAGGUCCUGGCGCAGAACUCUGGCUACGACCCUCAGGAGACCCUGGUCAAGCUGCAGACAGAGUACAAGGAGUCCGGCCAGCUCAUCGGCGUGGACCUCAGCACCGGGGAGCCCAUGGUGUCUGGCGAGGCGGGAGUUUGGGAUAACUACAGCGUGAAGAAGCAGCUUCUCCACUCAUGCACCGUAAUCGCGAGCAACAUCCUGCUGGUGGACGAGAUCAUGAGAGCCGGAAUGUCGUCCCUGAAGGGUUAAAGAGCCGGCCGAGAGCCCGACCCAGGGCUCCUAGCACUUCCUGUCUCUCCAGCGCCAAGAGGCCAUUUUUGCAAAGAGAUGAAUAGGCUACGUUAGCAACACAAAAUGCGACUUCCUGCUGUGUCAGAAAAUCGCUUCUCCGCCCUCCCCCGCCCCAAACCUGUUGGUUUAUUUAUUUGUUUUUUUUUUGUUCUUGUUUUUGUUAAUGGCACUGAUCAGAAUAGCAGUCAUUUGUACCCAAUAAACUUGUUUGGCUCUCAAA